AACCUCCUGGUGGAUAAACAGAGGAUAACCCCUCUUCCAUCCAACAAUCCACACUCAAAAUUCGUACACACUCCGAAACUUUCUAACAAUGUCAACAAUCUCAGCAUUCCGACCAUUCACUUCUCCACUUCACAGAACCAACUAUCUGAAAUCUUCUCCCAUAAACCAUUGUUCUGCAAUUCAAUUCCACAAAAAUGCAAUUUCUUCCCAUAAUUUCCAGCAUUUGAGAAUGACCCAUAAUUCCAAAUUAAGGAGGGUAAAAUCAGCUGAGGAAGAAGCUCAAAUUCCAGAACCAGAAACGGCUGAGACAGCGGCUGUUGCGGAAGAGGAGGCUUCUCCUGAGCAAACUGUUGCCAUCCCAGUUUCCCCCUCUGAUAAGCUGAUAAUGUUUUUUCAGGCAGAAGGAACGUUGACGGAUUCAGCUAUCCCAAACGUGACUCAAGCAUUAGAGGGAGCGGAAGGUGUUUCUAAUUUGAAGGUUCAGAUUUCUGAGGGCAUUGCAAGUGUUGAGCUUACGAAGCAGACAACAAUUCAAGCGACUGGAGUAGCAUCUAGUCUGCUAGAAUCUAUACAAGGAGCCGGUUUCAAGUUGCAGACAUUGAAUUUGAGUUUUGAAGAUGAAGAGUUGUUAGCUGGGGUGUAAGAAUUUGUAUAUCAUAAUAGAGAAGAAUCUCUAAUGUAAUUUCUGCCUGUUAUAUGUGGUCUUUAAUACUAUUGUAUGCUGAGGCACUUUGAUUUAAGGUUGUAAUCAUUGUUUUCCUUGAGAGAAGUAGAUUAAAUGAAUUUUCUUGAAGCAAAAAUAUGCUCGUUCUCUGUU
Chenopodium quinoa (quinoa) is the source of this 817-nucleotide messenger RNA. RefSeq lists its product as uncharacterized. NCBI's taxonomy places the organism in Eukaryota, Viridiplantae, Streptophyta, Magnoliopsida, Caryophyllales, Amaranthaceae. The transcript has 4 exons. Gene Ontology annotation, cellular component: chloroplast. The record is from RefSeq and is a predicted model, not a curated record. Bases 89 to 643 code for a protein of 184 amino acids.